AUGCCAAACCAAUCUCGGACAGUGGCCUAUGGGCGAGUCCAUAAUCUCCAAAUUGUCUCAGUGACAAAUCUCAGCAAAGAUGGCUACUGGGUGAUCUUCAUCCACGGCGGAGCCUGGCGAGAUCCAACAGUAACGACAUCUUCCUUCGAUGCCACUGAAUCAAUCCUCCGCGAAACACCCGGUCUGCCGAUCGCCGGGUUCGCAUCAAUCUCCUACCGUCUCAGCGAACACCCAAACCAGCCCCAAGACCGAUCCACUCCACCGAACGAUUACCGCAAUGCGAAGCACCCCGAUCACAUCCGCGAUGUAGAAGCGGCCCUUGCAUUCCUGCAAAACACCUACAGCUUCGGGGGAAAUUACGUCCUCGUAGGCCACAGUUGCGGCGCAACACUAGCCUUCCAAGCGGUGAUGGGCGCCGUCGCGAAUCAUCGCGAGCAGGCUUUCUCCGGGGCGACAGAAAAUCCAGAUAUCAGCGUCGGAGUUGUAUCAGCGUCUCCGGGUCCCCUGCCGCCCCCAUUGACGGCGCAGCCCACUGCCAUUAUUGGCGUGGCCGGUAUCUAUGAUCUGAGACUGUUGCGCGAUACACAUUCUGAUAUUUCGGCUUAUCGGGAGUUUAUCGAGGGCGCAUUUGGGCCGGAUGAGUUGGUCUGGGAUGGAGUUUCGCCUGCGCAGAUGGCCGGGUCGCGCGGCGUCGAGGGGGGUUGGAAGUCCGGGAGAUUAGCCGUUUUGGCGCACUCCAAGGAGGAUGAGUUGGUUGACGAGACCCAGAUCAAUGGUAUGGAACAGACGCUGAGAGCUUGGGAGAAGAUCGAGGCGCAGAUCCCUGUGCAGGAAUUAUCGCAUCGGGAUCGGCGUGUUCGUGUUUUGCCUAUUGGCGGUGCUCAUGAUGAGGCAUGGGAGAAAGGUGAUCAGUUGGCGUAUACUAUCAUUUAUGCUCUUGAGCAAUUGAGGGAGAUGGGGCUGGCUCCUCAGCGCUGA
This is a messenger RNA of Penicillium soppii, 978 nucleotides long. RefSeq names its product arylformamidase. Lineage: Eukaryota; Fungi; Ascomycota; Eurotiomycetes; Eurotiales; Aspergillaceae. Gene Ontology annotation, molecular function: arylformamidase activity. The transcript is spliced from 2 exons. The record is from RefSeq and is a predicted model, not a curated record. Bases 1 to 978 code for a protein of 325 amino acids.